ACCAACUAAAGUGGUCUGUCUUCACGUGAAUAAGAGACGAGCUAUGACGAAGAAAAUACAAGUGUGUAGCGUCACGGCGGACAUGUGAGUGAGGAAGGGGUGCAGCCAAUCACAGGAGCCGUAACAAACGCUGCCUAGGCGCCAGAUGAACAGGCUCCGUGAACAGACUAUAAUUACUUUUGGCCCAAGAGUGUUUGCGAGUGCUUAGCAAGUCGACGAAACCCAAACAAGUCAACGGAACACACACCACAAUGGACUUCGACGCCUGGCUAAACAGUGCUUUAGAUGCUUAUGACAAGGGGAAGGCGCUGCCGGGAGUACAGGAGGAGGAAGAAGACGAAGAGGAGGAGGAGGAGGAGGAGGAAGAGGAUCCACAACCCUCCACCAGCAGCAGAAACGACAAAGAACCAGCGAAGAAGAAGAGGUCAAGGAGUAAGGAACUAAAGGAUGAGAACUUCGAGGGACCUUUCACGACACCGAACUCGAGCGAACGGAAGAACACGAAGAAAAGAAACGGGACAAAACACACCGUCCCUUAUCACGAAGACAAAGCAACUGGCAACCUACGAAGACACAGAAGACAAAAGAAGACCCAAGACAAACCGAACCCUUUCAAGGACUUCGUGGAGAUCAAAAUAAAGCGGGCGAAGACGUGGAGUUCAAGCAGUGAGGACUCUUAUGUUAUCUCCGAUGAUGAGUCUGUGGAUGAGGGUCUUUUGGAGGGCUUAGACACAGACCACGAUACAGACUUACAGGACACGUGGGCAAAGUCUGAGUGGUCUGAGAAGAGAAAGGGAGGAGAAGGGACAUCUGGGAAGGGGAGGAAGACGAAAACACAGAAUGAGAAACCUGGAAAUGUGGAAAAAGGAAACCGUACGUGUGAAACCAUCGACUUGACUACGGUUUCAACGCAAGAGGAGGAGGAAGGAAUGAAGAAAGAAGAAAAAGGAACAUCUGGGAAAGUGAAAAAGACGAAAAAUCAGACAGAGAAACCAGGAAAAAGGGGAAAAGGAAACCGUGCGUGCCAAACCAUCGACUUGACUACGAUCUCAGCUCAGGAGGAGAAAGGGAUAUCGGGGGAGAGAAAGGACCGAGCUGGUGAAAGAAAACGUAUAUACAACCCCAAUACCAUGACGGAGAGGGUGAAAAUACCAGAAUGGAGGCGAGGGGAAGGAGAAAAGGAAGGCGAACUGAGUGACAUCUUCGAGUAUCGCUUCCUGGGUGCCAAACUAGAGCCCACGAUAGGAUUCAUAGGUUACCCAGAGCCGAAGAAGAAGGUGGAUAUGAGACCGAUAAAGAUUCCCUCACCCACCACGAGGAAGAGGAAGUGGAAAGAGUGGUUGAUGGAGUAUAAGAAGGAGAUGGAAGGAACGAAAGGAACAGGAGGUGGAAGAACUGAAGGAGUGGAUGAGAUAGAGGAAGAGGAAGAGGAGGAAGUAUAAGGAGUGGAUGAAAAGGAGUGGUGGAUGACAUGGAAGAGGAGGAUGAGAUUGAGGAAGAGGAGGAGGUAUAAGAAGUGGAUGAAGAGGAAUGAAAGUGGGAGGAAGAGGAAAAGAAAAAAAAUGGAAGACGGAAAAUAAGAAGAUAAACAAGAGGAGGAGCAGGAGAAGAGGAAAUAAUAAAGAUAAAGAAGAAAAAAAAGAAGAGGAGAAAGAGGAAGAGGAAGAAGAAAAAUGAGAGAAGCGGAGGAAAUAAAAAGAUGAAAACAAAAAAGAGGUGAAAAAGAUGAAAAAUGAGAAGGAAAAGAAGAAAAAAAGCGGGAAAGGAAGGAAAACAUAUAGAAGAAAAUAGAAAGAAGAAGAAAAAAUGAUAAGGAAAUGAAGGAAAAAAAUAAUAGAAAGGGAAACAAAUACAAGAAAAAGAGGAAGAAAAUGAGAACAGAAGAAAGAGGAAAACAGACAAGAAGAGAAAGAGGAAAAAGAAGAAAAGGAGAAGACAAAGAAGACGAAGAAGAAAAGAAGAAAGAGGAAAACAGACAAAAAGACAAAGAGGAAGAAGAAGAAGAAAAGAAGAAAAGAGAAAAACAGACAAGAGGACAAAGAGGAAGAAGAAGAAGAAAAGAAGAAAAGAGAAAAACAGACAAGAAGACAAAGAGGAAGAAGAAGAAGAAACGAAGAAAGAAAAAAACAGACAAGAAGACAAAGAGGAAGAAGAAGAAGAAAAGAAGAAAGAGAAAAACAGACAAGAAGACAAAGAGGAAGAAGAAGAAGAAAAGAAGACAGAGAAAAACAGACAAGAAGACAAAGAGGAAGAAGAAGAAGAAAAGAAGAAAGAGAAAAACAGACAAGACAAAAAAGAAGAAGAAGAAGAAAAGAAGAAAGAGAAAAGUGACAAAGAAGACAAAAAGAGGGAAGAGAAGAAAACAGCAAAAGAGACACACAGACAGACAGACACGGACACUCGACAGAUACCACCUCCUCCUCUUCCACCUCCUCCUCCUCCUCCUCUUGCUCCACUUUCUAUAUUAAUGAGGUAGUUGAGUUAAUGGGUGAAGGGAGGAGGAAAGGCAUUAAUAUUAUAGUUUCUUAGUACCGCGAUCAGGGUAACACGAAUUUAAGUUUAAUAUUAAUAAAGGAAAGAGAUUUAGA
Eriocheir sinensis (Chinese mitten crab) is the source of this 2588-nucleotide messenger RNA. RefSeq names its product DNA ligase 1-like. NCBI's taxonomy places the organism in Eukaryota, Metazoa, Arthropoda, Malacostraca, Decapoda, Varunidae. Bases 252 to 1442 code for a protein of 396 amino acids. The record is from RefSeq and is a predicted model, not a curated record. The transcript is spliced from 2 exons.